GAUAUCUUUUUGUAUUUGGGCUGUUGUGAAAGAACAAAGAGAAGGAGAAUAAACCUGGAUUUUCUGUUAUUGAUAAUCUGAAUUCGGGUUUCGGAUUUUGGGUUUUCGGUUUUUAGGGUUUUAUUUUUCUACAAUUUAAUUAAGCUUUAUUCAUUAUGGACAUAGACAAACCCCAAAAACCUAAGAGGCUUUAUCAAGUCUGGAGAGGAAGUAAUAGAUUCUUUUUGGGAGGAAGGUUGAUAUUUGGUCCCGACGUAAGCUCAUUAUUCUUGUCGACAUUCUUAAUUGUCGGUCCGUCGAUUGCAUUUUGCAUAAAGAUCUUGUUCGUAAUCAAACACCACCUCCGAGAAAACAAAAACGACGUCGUGCCGUGGUACCCUGUUCUUGCAGUGGCUAUAGUACUAACCAUUUUGGAUAUAUUCUUUCUCUUUCUUACAUCAAGUAGAGAUCCCGGAAUCGUACCUAGGAAUACGAAACCACCCGAAUGCGACGAGGCAUUCGAUAUAAACACUCCUUCGAUGGAGUGGGUCAAUGGCAGAACUCCUCAUCUAAAACUCCCGCGGACGAAGGACGUUUCGGUAAAUGGACACACAGUGAAGGUGAAAUUCUGCGAUACGUGUCUUCUCUACCGGCCGCCACGCGCAUCUCAUUGCUCCAUUUGCAAUAACUGCGUGCAGAGAUUCGAUCAUCAUUGCCCGUGGGUUGGUCAAUGCAUCGGUAUACGUAAUUAUAGGUUCUUCUACAUGUUUAUAUCGACUUCGAUGACGUUGUGCUUGUACAUAUUUGUGGUGUCGUGGUACAAUAUUGUUCACCAAAAGGGCAGUGUGUGGAAAGCUAUGUCGUGCGAUUAUUUGUCGGAUAUUCUGAUUGUGUACUGCUUCGUUUCUUUCUGGUUUGUCGGCGGCUUAACGAUUUUCCACUUCUACUUGAGUAGCACUAAUCAGACUACGUACGAAAACUUCAGAUACCGAUAUGACAAGAAGGAGAAUCCGUAUAACAGAGGAAUGAUUAACAAUUUCAAAGAAAUAUUCUUUUCCAGAAUUCCGCCUUCGAUGAACGAUUUCCGAGCUUUUGUUGAGGAAGAUGAAGGUACGGUUGUGGAGCCCACUAAUCAUAAUUUCAUGGGAGGUAUUAUCGCAAGCUCGAAAGAGAAAAUCGACAUCGAAAUGGGAUCGAAAAACAACGGCCUUUCACUUCCUGAUAUUCUCCGUAAUUUGGAGUACGACGAAAUUGAGGAGAGUAUGAAAUACAAUGAAGGUAGUGAAAAAUCCGAUUCUAAUCGGUAUAUAAUUCAAGUGGACGAAAAUGAAGAAGAGAAAUGUGAUGGUAUAAUAUCGGAGCGAACUAAAGAAACGAGUCGAGCCUAAAUUUAAAGGUAAAAUCUAAUUCGAACAUCGAUUGACAUGCUUAGUGUCAA
Messenger RNA from Erythranthe guttata (spotted monkey flower), 1417 nucleotides. The record is from RefSeq and is a predicted model, not a curated record. Lineage: Eukaryota; Viridiplantae; Streptophyta; Magnoliopsida; Lamiales; Phrymaceae.